UCGGGUAGAAACGGAAAUCGCAGCUCGCGCGUUAUUCUUAGCUAUUCAAUGUAGAGAAGUUAGCACACCAGUUGAUUGAAAGGUAGUCAGUCAGCCAGUCACCCGGUUGCUCGUCUCUUCCAUCAGUUGUCACUGGAAACUCCGAGGGUGGAGUUGAGCAUAGGAAGCUGACUAGCACUUCCAACCCACAGCGACUGCAACUGAGUCCUGGUUGAGUUUUUGAGUUUUUUUUUUGCAUCUCCAACGUUUCGCAGUGGUAGUCCAAAAAUAGUUCCCAGCUGGGUGAGAAGCACGGGGAAUUCUGGUCAACAGGAUUAUUUGCGAUGCAAAUCGGAUUCGCUUCGAAGUGCAGUUUUACAAUAGAGGUUCUAUUUAUUUAGUGAGAGGAAAUCUAUUCCGAUGUGCAAGUUUCUGGUUGUUUGUGUGUCGUGUUUGAGCUUAUAUCAAAAUUGAUGUACUUCUGCCGUCUUCAAUCGAAUUUUCACCAACAAAGUUGGUACAAUCUACGCAUACCUACCUAAUUGUCUGUGAUAGUUGUAAUCUUUUUGGAAGCUGCUUACAAAACAGAAUAUAUUUGACUCUUUUUAGUGAGCUUUAACUAAAUCGUAACUCUAGCCAAACGGGUAUACGAAUAGAUAUAGACUACAACCUGUGUCAACGGAAAAAUAAAAGUUGUCAGAAAACAGUCCCACGUUCGAACGAAAUACGUUUUUGUGCGUUGCACGAUUCGAAAGGAUUACACGGGUUGAAAAUGUAAACCAUGGAAAGGGAAAACCUCCGACAUAAGCAGAUUUCCCGGUCGGAAAAGGAGGAUAUUUUCCAUCAGCAUUCGUUGUCACAGCUUUGAAAGCAAAUCGAAUUUCGGUGAUUGCCAGGCGGGUUGUGUAAACGUGGGGGUUCACAAAUGUAAGCAGUUUUAUUGGAUAAAUGUACUCUGAGAUUGGAAAUAUGUGUUUCUGUGUUCAAUAAAUAUCUGGUGAAAUAAUACGACCAAGACGACACAGCCGGGAUCCUUCGACACCGUUGUAUACGUUGUUUGAGCUGUGAGACGAAGAAAGGGAAAAGGUUUCUUGGAAUAAUAUUGGUGCGUGUAAAUUGAUUAAAACCCGGUGAAUGUUUUGUGUGACAUAAACAAAUCCGAUGGACGAAACGUGAAGAAAAGAAAGGGAUUUAAGUUAUCAACACAAGUGCGCUAGGACUGAACACGUUUUUGAUCUGCACAUUCAGUCGAAACUUGUAAUCGAAAAAGUCAAAUCCUCCAAAAGCGAACAGUGAAACCAAAUCGUUGCGAAGCUUGCGGAUUACAGCGGCUUCAGCGAUGGAUUCAUAGCAACGAAAAACUAUGAUCAAACACCGGAUGAUUAGUUGACACUCGGUUUCCAAAUAGUGCACAAUAUUUUAAGUAAAGAUGAUCGGUAGCGUUGGCGGUCGGCAUAUGUCGACCCGGCGGCGCGGCUCCUCGCCGAUGGUUCGACUGGGGAAUAAUCUGAACCUGCAGCUGGAGCCACCAGAUGGACUUACACCGCGGAUUUCACCACGCCGGCGGCGGGCUGUCACAACCAGUGACCAUAAAAGCUGUGCUUUAAUACAAACAAGACUGAAACUCGGAGAUAUAAUGUUGGCAGCGGCUCAAGAAGCGGCGCUCGCAGGUCAGGGCUCCAACGGGGGCCAGUUUGGGCGCAAAGGAGGCCACUACUUAGCUGAUAAGAUGGGCGGCCCUAGCAGUCAAGGGGGCCAGCCUCCAUCGGGAGGCGCGCCCACAUCGCUCUUCAUUCUCUCCGAGGAUAACAUCAUUAGGAAAUACACAAGAUUCAUAAUCGAAUGGCCGCCCUUCGAGUACGCUGUACUGCUGACAAUCAUUGCCAACUGUGUGGUACUGGCGCUCGAGGAACAUCUGCCCCACGGCGAUAAGACACUGCUCGCCCAGAAGCUGGAGAAGACGGAGGCCUACUUCCUGGGUAUCUUCUGCGUGGAAGCUUCGCUGAAGAUCCUCGCCUUGGGUUUCGUCAUGCACAAACACUCCUACCUCAGGAACAUAUGGAACAUAAUGGAUUUUUUCGUCGUAGUUACGGGCUCAAUGACGAUUUUCGCCGAAGCGAACGUUGAUGUCGAUUUGCGUAUGCUUCGAUCGUUUCGUGUUUUGCGACCACUUAAACUCGUUAGUAGGAUUCCAAGUUUACAAGUAGUUUUAAAGUCUAUCAUCAAAGCCAUGGCACCGUUGCUGCAAAUCGGAUUGUUGGUCUUGUUUGCAAUUGUUAUCUUUGCAAUCAUAGGCUUAGAGUUUUACUCUGGUGCUCUGCAUAGAAGUUGUUAUAGUUUAGAAGAUAUCUCUCAAAUAGUUAAGGAAGGCGAAUUUCCGACGCCCUGCAAUGCGGACAAUGACACGAUAGCACCGACCGGGGCGUACGUGUGCAACAGCAGCGAAAGCACCUGCGUCGAGCAGUGGGAGGGUCCCAACUUCGGGAUCACUAGCUUCGACAAUAUUGGGUUCGCCAUGUUGACCGUAUUCCAGUGUAUCACGAUGGAGGGCUGGACGGCGAUCCUGUAUUGGACCAACGACGCGCUAGGGUCAACCUUCAAUUGGAUCUACUUCGUGCCGCUGAUAGUGCUGGGAUCGUUCUUCAUGCUGAACCUGGUUCUCGGUGUUCUCAGUGGUGAGUUUGCUAAGGAAAGAGAAAAAGUAGAAAAUAGACAGGAAUUUCUAAAGCUUCGUCGGCAACAGCAGCUAGAGAAGGAGCUGAAUGGCUACGUGGAAUGGAUCUGCAAAGCUGAGGAGGUCAUCCUGGCUGAGGAGAGAACGACCGAGGAGGAACGGCUGCACAUCAUGGAAGCUCGAAGGCGGGCGGCAGCCAAACGGAAAAAGCUGAAAAAUCUUGGUAAAUCAAAAUCAACCGAUACCGAGGAGGACGAUCCGGAUGAUGACUGCGGUGAAGAUGUUUAUGUCACGAAGCGAAAGAAAGGUUACCUGAAGUCCAAAGUCCGCACGCAGGGCAAGUGCAAAGGAUUCUGGCGUGCGGAGAAACGAUUUCGCUUCUGGAUCCGGCACACCGUCAAGACGCAAUGGUUCUACUGGUUCGUCAUCGUGCUGGUAUUUUUCAACACCGUCUGCGUCGCGGUAGAACACUACGGUCAACCGGACUGGUUGACCAAGUUUCUAUAUGUAGCCGAAUACGCCUUCCUCGGACUGUUCAUGAUGGAGAUGUGGAUCAAGAUGUACGCCCUGGGUCCAAGGAUCUACUUCGAAUCAUCGUUCAACCGGUUCGAUUGUGUUGUCAUCAGCGGAUCCAUCUUCGAAGUGGUGUGGUCCGCAGUGAAGGGAGGUUCCUUCGGUUUAUCCGUGCUGAGAGCUUUAAGAUUGCUUAGGAUAUUCAAAGUCACAAAAUACUGGUCAUCACUGCGAAAUCUCGUGAUAUCGUUACUCAACUCGAUGAGAUCCAUCAUUUCACUGUUGUUCCUACUCUUCUUGUUCAUACUGAUCUUCGCCCUGCUGGGGAUGCAACUGUUUGGAGGACAGUUUAACCUUCCGGAUGGGACGCCGCCAACAAACUUCAACACAUUUCCGAUUGCACUACUGACGGUGUUCCAAAUCCUGACCGGUGAAGAUUGGAACGAGGUCAUGUACCAGGGUAUCGAAUCCCAGGGUGGCCACAAGAAGGGUAUGAUUUACUCGCUGUACUUCAUCAUCCUGGUGCUGUUCGGUAACUACACACUGCUGAAUGUGUUCUUGGCUAUCGCCGUCGACAAUUUGGCUAACGCACAAGAACUGACUGCCGCCGAGGAGGAGCAGAUGGAAGAAAACAAAGAAAAGCAGCAGAUGGAGCUGGACAAGGAAAUGGAAGCGCUACACAUACAGACCGAUGGUUCACCGCCCCGGGUUGAGGUUUCUUCGCCUUCCCCAUCCCGGGGUAACGGUAGCAAGGGGAACAAAAAGGAAGAGGAUGAUAAGGAGGAAGACGAUGAUGAUAUUCCGGAUGGGCCGAAGCCUAUGUUGCCAUACUCGUCGAUGUUCAUACUGUCGCCAACGAAUCCGAUUCGCUGCGGGGCACAUUGGGUGGUAAAUUUGCGUUACUUUGAUUUUUUCAUCAUGGUCGUCAUCUCGCUGUCAUCCAUUGCACUGGCCGCUGAGGAUCCGGUCGAGGAAAAUUCGCGUCGAAACGAGAUUCUGAAUUUCUUCGAUUAUGCCUUCACGGGAGUGUUCACGAUCGAGAUGUUGCUUAAGAUAGUGGAUCUGGGAGUGAUACUGCAUCCCGGUAGCUAUCUGCGGGAGUUCUGGAACAUCAUGGACGCCGUAGUGGUCAUUUGUGCGGCUGUCAGUUUCGGCUUCGAUAUGACUGGUAGCAGCGCCGGUCAAAAUUUGUCCACAAUCAAAUCGCUACGAGUGCUGCGGGUGUUGCGACCACUGAAAACAAUUAAGCGUGUGCCAAAAUUGAAAGCCGUCUUCGAUUGCGUUGUCAACUCGCUGAAAAAUGUCACCAACAUUUUGAUCGUGUACAUUCUGUUUCACUUCAUCUUUGCCGUCAUUGCGGUGCAGCUGUUCAACGGAAAGUUCUUCUACUGCACCGAUGACAGCAAGCACACCAGCGACGAGUGCAAGGGUUCUUUUUUCGUGUACGAUGGCCCUGAUCAACUGCCAAGGCGGGAGGUUCGGGAAUGGAAAACGCAAAGCUUCCACUACGACAACGUGGCUACGGCCAUGUUGACACUGUUUGCCGUACAAACCGGCGAGGGGUGGCCCCAGGUAUUACAAAACUCGAUGGCAGCUACCUACGAAGACAAGGGUCCAAUCCAAAAUUUUCGAAUAGAAAUGUCCAUAUUCUACAUAGUGUACUUUAUCGUGUUUCCAUUCUUCUUCGUUAACAUAUUCGUGGCCUUGAUUAUCAUCACAUUUCAAGAGCAAGGUGAAGCUGAACUGCAGGACGGGGAAAUAGAUAAAAAUCAGAAAUCGUGCAUAGAUUUUACGAUAGGUGCUAGACCGUUAGAACGUUAUAUGCCAAACAAACGUAAUAGUUUUAAAUACAAAGUUUGGCGUAUUGUCGUCUCCACGCCAUUCGAAUACUUCAUAAUGAUGUUGAUCGUGUUCAAUACGUUAUUACUGAUGAUGAAGUAUCACAAUCAAGGAAAAGAGUUUGAGAAAUCGUUAAAGUAUCUCAACAUGGGAUUUACCGGGAUGUUUAGCGUUGAGACGAUACUGAAAAUAAUAGGAUUUGGCGUAAAGAAUUUUUUCAAAGAUCCUUGGAAUAUAUUCGAUUUUAUAACAGUUAUUGGAAGUAUUAUCGACGCGUUAGUUUUAGAAUUAGGGGAAAACUCAUUCAACGUUGGAUUUUUAAGACUGUUUCGUGCUGCACGAUUAAUCAAACUACUCCGACAAGGUUAUACAAUACGAAUAUUACUUUGGACAUUUGUUCAAUCAUUCAAAGCACUGCCAUAUGUCUGUUUGCUGAUUGCCAUGCUAUUUUUUAUCUACGCAAUUAUUGGCAUGCAGAUUUUCGGAAAUAUGAAGUUCGAUCCGGAUACCGCCUUAAACCGUCAUAAUAAUUUUCAGACAUUUUUCGGAGGGCUAAUGCUGCUUUUUCGAUGUGCAACAGGCGAGUCGUGGCCGAACAUUAUGCUGGCAUGUCUCAAAGGGCGACCGUGUGACCCGAAAGCAGGCAAGAGCAAUGAAACCUGCGGAUCGACGAUGGCCUACGCGUACUUCGUGUCGUUCAUCUUCCUGUGUUCGUUUCUUAUGCUGAAUCUGUUCGUCGCUGUCAUCAUGGACAACUUUGACUAUCUGACACGUGAUUCCAGUAUUCUCGGUGCUCACCAUCUUGACGAAUUUGUACGGAUAUGGGCCGAAUACGAUCCAAAUGCUACGGGUAAAAUACUUUAUACAGAAAUGUAUGAUAUGUUGAAAAACAUGGAUCCUCCUUUGGGAUUUGGUAACAAAUGUCCCAACCGACUCGCCUACAAGAAGCUCAUCCGCAUGAAUAUGCCACUGGACGCGGAGGGAAAGGUCGGCUUUACUACGACCCUCUUUGCGCUGAUCCGGGAAAACCUCAACAUCAAAAUGAGAACUGCCGAAGAAAUGGACCAAGCGGACCAAGAACUGCGAAACACGAUCAGCCACAUCUGGCCGCUGCAAGCUAGGAAGAUGCUGGACCUGCUGGUCCCGCGGAAGGAAGAAUUGAACAAAAGCAAACUGACGGUGGGGAAGAUCUACGCCGGGCUGCUCAUUCUGGAGUCCUGGCGGAACACCAAGUUCGGCCAGAUUGAGUCGGACUUGCCGGGUCAAGAUGCAGACAAUAAUAGUCCCACGGCCAAACUGCCGAAGCCAUCCCUGUUCAAUGCGAUCCUCGACAUGGCUGCCCUCGAGAAAACGGGCGGUUCGCGAACCGGUUCACUGAGCAUAGAGAAUGGCGAAGGUGUCAACUCGCAGACCCAUCUGCUGUACGUGCAGCAACCGAACGGGAACCACAACGGGCACGAGGCCGACCACGAGGGUACCCUGGCCAGUCUGGCCCGGCGAACCACCAUGCGCAAGCGGUCCUUCAGGAGCAGAAAGGAGUUACAGGACGUUUCCCGGCAGCCAUCGCUGGAAUCACUGACGGGAGUGGACGGUCAUUUGCAUCCGGGACAUGGUUACCACAACGGACACCACCACCGCCGGUCGCCCAGUCUGAGGCGAGAAUCACCUCUGGUACGGACGCCCAGCCCGAGGCGUCGCAGUCAUCUACACGAGAUAGGUUUUUCAGACACAGUUUCCAACGUGGUCGAAAUACAGAAAGAUGAGCACAGACGUGGUAUGCAUUUCAACUACAUCCACAAACACCAUCGAGGUUCCUGGUCAGCAUCAACCAGCCCCGCCCGUUCGCCGUCACCCAGUCGUAUCGGUGUACAUAGUAGUGCCCAGCAUCGUAGUCGAAAAGAUCGUCCCAAAAACCACCCGGCCCACCAACCGUACGACACGACGAUCCUCUGCGAGCGGUCCCGAUCGCCGAGUCCUGCCAGUUUGCUCCAAGAGCUGCGGGACCGGGAUCACGCGCGGCGAAAGUAUAGGAAUGGAAUGGGUCCUCCAGGUCAUGUUCAACACAGCUAUCCUGUUCUGGUUAGCCGACGCCAGGGACAGGGCCGAAGGUUGCCACCAACCCCGUGCAAACCGUCAACGCUGCAGCUGAAGCAAACCAACAUCAAUUUCCCCAAGCUAAAUGCUAGUCCUACUCACACGUUGCACUCAACUCACACAACGCCACACAGUGUUCACUCGAUGCCACAGACUCGGGAGUUCCUUCGGGAGCGGGAUCGUGACCGGGAUCGAGAUCGGGAUCUCUACUAUCGGGAGCGAGAUCGGGAGCGGGACCGGGAACGCUAUCGGAGCAGCCGCGAGCGGGAUUCGCGAGACUACGGUCCACUGCAGUAUGAGUUCAGAGAUCGGGAACGGGAGCUGUAUGAACGCGAGCGGGAAAUUGAGCGAGAGUUCGAGCGGGAAUAUGAACGCAUGGAACACCACGUACCCCUCUCGUACGAGCAGGCGCUAGCGAUGGGUCGAACCGGCGGCCGCGUUCUUCCAUCUCCGAUACUGAACGGCUACAAACCGAAGGGGGGCGGUGGCCUUCACUCGUCCCGCCACUCGGACUCGGACGACGAGGACUGGUGCUAGCACAGGGUUAGACGGCGCCAGUGCGACAGGAAACGCAGGGAACAGAUUUGGGUGUGAUACGGUACUGGUGGUGGACUGAAACAGUUGCAGUAGGCCGUUGAAGUCAGGACACUGCGACGGUAGGAGCAGCGAAUUGAACUCCAGAGACAGAGCAGUUUCCAGCUACAAUGGCUUACCGUUAUUUAUGCGCAGAUUUUUCGCUUUACUAAGCCUGGCUUCUGGGCACGAAAUCGCAUCGCUUGAAAACAGUCAGUGUGAUGCCAAACUAGAAUAAAUCGAACGCUAUCAUCAACGGUAUUUGGUGGUGCUUACAAGAGAUUCCCUUCAUUCUUCGAGUAAGGCCUUAGUUAGAACGAAUUAAAAAAUGGUUACAAAUGCAACACUUUUUGAGAAGAACCGAGAAGGGAAAAUAUUACAAAAACUGUAGUUAAUCGUUACAAAAUUAAAAAGAUGAACAAACUGAACCUGCCUUCAAAGCCACAAAUGAGAACAAACGUAGAUGGUCGGAAAAACAAUACAAACAAAUCUAGCAAACUGCGAAGAUAAUUUAAAACUAACGUUGAGCAGUAUAUCCUCCUGAUAGUUACUAAUUUUUCAAAUGUUUAAUCUUUCUAAUUAGCAAAGCGAAACAGUUUGUAUAUAAAAAAAAUAGAAUGAACAAUUUCAGCUCUAACUUAACACGUAAUAUUUUUCUGCACCAAGCUUAGAUCAGCAAAGAUUUUUCACAUCUCGAAAGUACGUUUCCGAGCAGGCACUCAACUGGAUGACCACUGGAUUCAUUUGACCAUAUCGCCAACCACCUUCACCGCAAAACUGACAAGAUCUAGAUGAAAAGACUGAAUUCCAACCAAAUAUCGAUGGAAUACCAAAAAAAGAGGAAAACUUUGCACAGUUUAGGGACGAUAGUUUAGAUAAUUAACGCGCGUUGCGAUAGAAAAACGCAGUUUGGAACCCGUAGACAAUGUACAAAUAUGACGAGAAACAACUAGUGGUACGUAGAUAUUUUACGAACGCAGUACACCGAAGUUUUUGACGAUGCAGGGAAUUUAAUUUUUACCAGCAAAAUCGUAGUUAAGCGAAUAGUCGUUUUGGAGUCGCUGUUGGUUCGAUUGUUCGGGGAGCGUAUAGCUUUUUGCUAGAGACAAUAGCCGCGGUUCGAUCAGGGAGCUGGGAUAGUCAUUUUGUAGGCCCAGGUCUCAAGCGAACUAGACUUUUAUAUGACUGUAUUUGUGCAGGAGAGCACAGUAGCUGCUAGUGUCACUAGUUUGGAAAAUUAGAUUAGCGGGAGUACUCAGUACUUAUCACAUUGAUUUGGCGCAAAAAUUGGUUUUUUUGGAACGUAGCACAAUGGAAUAAUAAUUGGGUCCACAAAUCAUAAAUCAUAACGAACUCGUUCUGCGUUAUAGGAUUUAUGGAGCCCACUACAAUUGGAUUUAGCAGCGUUACGAAAAAGUCAAUGUUUGUGCUGGUAUUAUUUUACAUAUUACAUAUAUUACUUGACAACCCCAAAAAAUUCGUUCUAAUGGUCAUUCUUUUGAGUGCGAUUUAUUUUACAUUGAAAAUUGCAUUACUUCCAACAACCAUUUCUGUUCAAUACAAUGCUUAGCAACUCAAACAUAUAUUAUAGAAGUUUUUUCAAUUCAAAAACCCCUUCGUAUUUUACCUGGCCCACUCAUUAGAAAUUGCUCUGCAUAAAUCGUGCCAGAGAGUGACAAAUCUACGCUGACGGUGACUUUAAUCAAUUUGUAUUACUACGUCAACAUUAGCGUAAAUCUAGAUUUCAAUCCGUGGGUUCCACAAUCUGGAACCCGCUGUUAACGUAAUUAUUGAUUCGAAAAACAACCUCCUGGUGAGAUCUUAUUGAAAUGCAACAACUUUAUAAACAUGCUUGAAUUGUCAAACUGCCAAACUCUAGUCAGGUGGAAUAAUUGAAAAACCAGAAAACCACUUACUAAUGAAAACAGGCCAUUUUUCUACGAUCUACGAUAGGAACCAACGAUCAAGAGCAACCUUCCAAUUGAUUAAUUCGAAUAGUUUGAUACUUUCGGUAACUCUGGCAAACUGCUAGUGCCGAGUCAAUAAACAACCCAACCGUAUAGCAUAAACUAUUUAAUCCGGUGCCGGGGAAUACUGAGGAGACAAAAUACUCGAUGGGCUAUUGAUGUGCAUAUAAAAAGAGAGUAACUCGCAAAGAACCAUUCUCACAAUGUGAGACAGACAGAGCUGUUGUUGUAAAGUUAAGACCCGAAGCGUUAUCCGUAUAUGAAGUUUAUCCAAGCAACCACAAUAUUCGGCCAUCAACCCAUCGUUCAUCCAUCGCUUAGCUGUUAGAAACGCGAAUCUUAGGAAUUAGGUUAUAAUAUGCAUAUAAUAAACAAAAACGUAAAUAGAACCAACCAUUGAUUGGCAUCGGAGAGGAAAUAUUUCUAUCAAAUUAUAUUAUAAAAAAAAAACAAAAUAAUUUUUUAAUCUCUAGCGGAAACCUGUAAAUACAUUUUUCUGUGAUAUAUAAAUUGUGAAAGGUAAAAGUUUUUGACGUAUGAAUGCAGAUCUAAGCGAACUCGGUCGCAAUUGACUGGCGGCCAGUCCAGGUGCGGUUUUGCAAUGUACAACACUUGUAAAAUUUCGUUUGCUUUCCCUUGUCCGAAUGCUUACGUGCAGGUCGAACUUUUACUUUCUGCAAUCAUUGUAUGCCGCCGAAGUCGAUGCGGAACGCGCAGUAUAGGUAAGGGGCAGCAGUCGUUGUUGCGAUUAGGAAAAUUUGAACAACUUGUUGGUGUAUGUUUUAAAAACAACAAUACUUUUACUAGCUAUUUAUGUCAACGGGUUUAUUUUGGUAGUGUCUGUGUGACUGUUGUAUGUUUAAGGCGCGGUUCAUUUUUUGUUUUUGUUCUAGUAUAUGUAUUACGAUCCUCGGAGCAGAUGGUUCGAGUUUAAUAUUAGUGUGUUGCAAAGAUUUUGUUGCAAAUUUUAGUUGGCCACGAGACAUAAGUUGGUAACGAUAUGAGACGUUUUUAGCAUAAAUUCUGAUGAGAAUAGUGAAAAAGUAUAGACAUCUUAAUUAGGUACCUAUCGAAUCGAUUUUUUAAAAGAAUAUGUUCAAGAAGAUUUAAAAAAAGAAAAUAAAUGAAGGCUCUUUGAAA
Molecule: messenger RNA, 10779 nt
Organism: Topomyia yanbarensis
Lineage: Eukaryota; Metazoa; Arthropoda; Insecta; Diptera; Culicidae
Gene: cac
Product: voltage-dependent calcium channel type A subunit alpha-1
Exons: 37
Coding region: 1409-7636 (2075 amino acids)
Biological process (GO): chemical synaptic transmission; calcium ion import across plasma membrane
Cellular component (GO): voltage-gated calcium channel complex; membrane
Molecular function (GO): high voltage-gated calcium channel activity; calcium ion binding
Source: RefSeq, a predicted model, not a curated record